AUGUAAUGUACAUGUUAUAGGCUGGUAAAGAUGAGGCAGUGAUGUCACAAUGAUGUCAGUGGUGUCAUUAGAAUUCCAUCAGCCGCCUGAAUCUUUGAGGGUUAGUGAUGGAGAGCGACAGGAUGUCAGUUUUCUAUGUGGUGAGCGUAGGAGUGUUUGUGGUGGGCAUUGCCCUGUUUAGGAAAUUUUUCAGAAAGAAAAGCCAAUUUAUGGUAUUUAAGGACCUUGAGUCGGCCUACACCGAUGAUCCGUUGGGAUAUUAUCCAGAUGAGGACUAUGAUUUUUCUAACUGUACCCUCAUGAUGGAGAGUGAGGAGUGAAGCGAAAAGAUCAGUAUAACUGCAUGUUUUGUCAUUUUAUACACCCAGAUUCACUCCCAUGGAUUACUGCUUGGAAUAUAUCAGGAUCUUGGCAUAAAGACUUGUGCUGGAUAUCCAGGAAGCCAGGGAUUUUAGGAGUUGGAUGCACAAACCUUUGCUGACUGGGGUGUAGAUUUGCUCAAAUUUCAUGAUUAUUAUGAAAAUCUGGAGCAGUUGGAAGAAGGUAAAUUAUACUCAAGUUGCAGAGUACUGUAAUUCUUGGAGAAAUUUUGAUGAUAUUCAAGACUCUUGGACAAGUGUAAAGAUGGUGUUAGAUUUCACUGCAGCUUUACAAGAUCAGUUGGUUCCUGCAGCUGAACUAGGAGCAUGGAAUGAUCCAGACAUGCUGGUCAUUGGUAACUUUGGCUUAAGUUGGGAUCAAGAAGUCACACGAAUGGCUCUUUGGUCCAUCAUGGCUGCUCCACUGCUAAUGUCUAAUGAUUUACGAGAUAUCAAUCCAAGAUCCACAGCACUUCUGCAAAACCAAGAGGUGAUUGCCAUCAACCAAGACCCCCUAGAUGCUCAGGGGUACAGAGUGUUUAAGGGAGAUAACUUUGACUUGUGGGAAAAGCCCCUUACUGGAGGAUCUCUUGCAGUUUCUGUGACAAAUCGCCAAGAAAUAGGUGGUGCUCGACAAUUCCUUCUGUCACGUGGCAUACUUUGGGAAGGAUUAGCUUGUAAAAACAAGUGUUACAUAACACAGUUGCUUCCAAGACGGUACGAAUAUGGGUACUUCAAUGAAACAUUCAGCUUGCUGCUACCUGUGAACCCCUCAGGCACUGUAUUGUUGAGGGUGGAUUAAUCUUACACUGUUUAAUAAUAAAGGAGCAGGAAAAUCUGAUCAAGGACAGCACUGCAGCUUGGAGAACAAUCGUUGGUGAAUUCAUUGGUGUUGAAGAUCGGUUAAAGGGAUUGUCUAACAAAACAGACAACCUGUGUAUGGUGUCAAUGUAUAAUAAAGCCACUUACUAAUAUAAUGUUAUUAGCCAUAGUGCAAAGAUCUUCCAUACCAGCUGUGUUGUCUGGCUUAAGGGCUCGUUCACACAGGUGGAUCCGCCGAUGAUGGACCCCUACAGUGUGUCUCAGAUGUGCCUGCUCGGAGCGGCAAUCUGCCGCUACGAGCAAACGCACUGGUGUAAUGUGUACUCGCACACAACGCGGCCACUCCCCCUGCUCCCUGAGCUAGGCCGAGAGCAGCUGCGAUCUAUGCAAGUAUACUGCGCGGCGACUCGC
Molecule: messenger RNA, 1592 nt
Organism: Hyla sarda
Lineage: Eukaryota; Metazoa; Chordata; Amphibia; Anura; Hylidae
Product: alpha-galactosidase A-like
Exons: 8
Coding region: 508-1161 (217 amino acids)
Biological process (GO): glycosylceramide catabolic process; glycoside catabolic process; oligosaccharide metabolic process
Cellular component (GO): cytoplasm
Molecular function (GO): alpha-galactosidase activity
Source: RefSeq, a predicted model, not a curated record